Molecule: messenger RNA, 591 nt
Organism: Phycomyces blakesleeanus NRRL 1555(-)
Lineage: Eukaryota; Fungi; Mucoromycota; Mucoromycetes; Mucorales; Phycomycetaceae
Exons: 5
Coding region: 1-591 (196 amino acids)
Molecular function (GO): DNA binding
Source: RefSeq, a predicted model, not a curated record
AUGGGUCAGUGUAUUUCUCCAUGUGUUACAUUAGUAGCUACAAUUACAUAUAGAAAAACCAACAAGGAUAGAAAAAUCCAAUACAGAUCUGCUCUUUGCCAUGCCAAUGAAGAAUUAUGUCCUGUUGAUGCACUAGCUCAACAUUUUUUUCCGAAUUUCACCAUGAAAACAAAUCGUUUGUUGAUUUUUCUAUACGCAAAACAUGUUGAAGAUGACAUUGCUGGUCUCAAUUUUUUGGAUCUUUCGGCCUAUUUAAAAAUCGUUUUUCUUCAGGACUCUGUGGUUUUGCAAAAGAAGUACCCAAAUCAUUACUUCCUAUACCAAGAGUUUGAAGCACAAUUUUCUGGUGCCAUUGGUGAAUCAACCAAGAAGUUUCAAGUGAGCAACCAUAUUCAAGUUGUUGCACUAGAGAUAGCUGCUGCUAUGCUUCGUUUCAUCUAUGCAAUUAUCCUUCUCAAAUCUGAUAAUGCCUUGGAAAUGUUUUACAGACACAAUCUCCCUCGUCCUCUGGCUACACUGCUCCUUCUGUUCUCUCUGUUACUUCUGCUUCCCUUGGUUCCUCAGUCCUGUCUGUCCCGUCUGCUCCCUUAA